This is a messenger RNA of Sander lucioperca (pikeperch), 1103 nucleotides long. RefSeq names its product ISY1 splicing factor homolog (gene isy1). The transcript is spliced from 11 exons. The coding region runs from base 182 to 1039 and encodes 285 amino acids. Lineage: Eukaryota; Metazoa; Chordata; Actinopteri; Perciformes; Percidae. Gene Ontology annotation, biological process: generation of catalytic spliceosome for second transesterification step; mRNA 3'-splice site recognition. Gene Ontology annotation, cellular component: Prp19 complex; post-mRNA release spliceosomal complex; catalytic step 2 spliceosome. The record is from RefSeq and is a predicted model, not a curated record.
CAUUCCAUACCAACAGGGGGAAGCAGCGAUACAGACGUCACAGGAAACAGGAAACAGCAGAAGAAGCCGAAUCUAAAGUUGAUCCUGUGUGUGUCGGCGUGUGUGGAUCGUUGGAGUUUCUUCAGCUUUCCUCAUUUUUCUUCUUCUUCAUCACAUCCGAAUAUAAAGAGAAGCGGCGGAGAUGGCGAGAAACGCUGAGAAAGCCAUGACGGCUCUGGCUCGGUUCAGACAGGCUCAGAUGGAGGAGGGAAAAGUCAAGGAGCGGAGACCUUUUCUGGCAUCAGAGUGCAGUGAACUUCCUAAAGCUGAGAAAUGGAGACGGCAGAUCAUCAGUGAGAUCUCCAAGAAAGUUGCUCAAAUCCAGAACGCUGGUCUGGGAGAGUUUAAGAUUCGAGAUCUGAACGAUGAGAUAAACAAGCUGCUGAGAGAGAAAGUUCACUGGGAGGUCCGGAUCAAAGAGCUGGGAGGCCCCGACUACGCUCGGGUCGGUCCGAGGAUGUUGGACCACGAGGGGAAAGAAGUUCCAGGAAACCGAGGAUAUAAAUAUUUUGGAGCAGCCCGAGACCUGCCGGGAGUCAGAGAGCUGUUUGAGAAGGAGCCUGCCCCGGCGCUGAGGAAGACGAGGGCUGAGUUGAUGAAGGAAGUGGACGCUGAGUAUUAUGGCUACAGAGACGAAGACGACGGCGUGCUGCUGCCGCUGGAGGCGCUGCACGAGAAACAAGCUGUGCUGGAGGCGGUGCAGCGAUGGAGGACAGAGAAAGAGUCUCGUCUGUCAGGAGACAAACAGGAAGUAGUAGAAGAAGAAGAAGAAGAGAGCAUCUACAGCGUCCACAGGGAGGAGCCGGACGAAGAGGAGAGCCGGGAGGAGCCAGAGGGAGAGGAGGGGGGGGUCACCUUCAUCGCCCACGUUCCUGUUCCCUCGCAGAGAGAGGUGGAGGAGGCUCUGGUCCGGAGGAAGAAGAUGGAGUUGUUGCAGCGUUACGCCAGCGAAACUCUUCAGGCUCAGAGUCAGACGGCCAAAACACUGCUGGGACUCUAACCUGUCUGUCUGCCUGCCUGUCUGUCUGUGUAAAUAUCAGCUCAUUUGUAUUUGAUCUGUUUUU